Hyphopichia burtonii NRRL Y-1933 is the source of this 834-nucleotide messenger RNA. It is a transcript of the gene NOP6, whose product is annotated as Nop6p. Lineage: Eukaryota; Fungi; Ascomycota; Pichiomycetes; Serinales; Debaryomycetaceae. Gene Ontology annotation, molecular function: RNA binding. The transcript has a single exon. The coding region runs from base 45 to 776 and encodes 243 amino acids. The record is from RefSeq and is a predicted model, not a curated record.
UCUCUUGAUACUUUGCUAGAUUGGAAGAAAACAGUAUUGAUAAGAUGACUGACGCACCACUUACUAAGAAGGAGAGAAAAGCACAGCAGUUCCGUAAGUCCAAGGAAGAGAGGGAGACUGAAAAGCAGGAAAAGCAGGAAAAGCAGGAAAAGCAGGAAAAGAAGGAAAAGAAGGAGAAGAAGGAGAAGAAGAAGGCAGAAAAAGCAGACAAAGCAGAAUCAAAAGAAGCAGAUGAAUCCAAUAAAAGAUCCAGUGAAGAGUCAGAAAAAGGUGACGAACAACCCAAGAAGAAAAGAAAGACCAGAAGAAGCAAGAAGGGGAAAGGAGUUAACGGAGGACAAGGGCCCAGGUAUAUAUUAUUUGUUGGGAACUUACCGUACGAUACUAAAGAAGAGGAUUUAUCACAGCAUUUUAAUAAAUCCCAACCAUCAAGGUUGAGAGUUAGAAGAGAUAAGGGAAUUGCAUUUUUAGAGUUUGAUAAUGAUAACGAAGAGAUUAAAAAGAAGAUGGAGGCAGCAUUAAGAAUGCACCAUUCUAUGUUUCAAAAUCGGAAAAUCAAUGUUGAAUUAACUGUUGGUGGAGGAGGUAACUCAAAAGCCAGAGUUGAGAAAUUGAAGGGUAAGAAUGAUAAAUUACUUGAAGAAAGAAGAUUACGAGUUGCUAAAGAGUUAAAGAAGAGAAAUGAAAAGGAAACUAAGGAAGGAGAAAAGGAACCAGGAUCUAGCUCAUCACCAGCACCAAGUAUUCAUCCAUCUCGUGCAGCAUUAAUGAAAUAAUUGUAUAAUAGAAACAGUAUAUGUCAAAAGUAUAUGUAAAAAGGAGUUUAUUAAUGUA